Messenger RNA from Glarea lozoyensis ATCC 20868, 702 nucleotides. RefSeq names its product Isochorismatase-like hydrolase. The record is from RefSeq and is a predicted model, not a curated record. The coding region runs from base 1 to 702 and encodes 233 amino acids. NCBI's taxonomy places the organism in Eukaryota, Fungi, Ascomycota, Leotiomycetes, Helotiales, Helotiaceae. The transcript has 2 exons.
AUGUCUCAACCACAACCACCACCAAACUUCAAACCGGCCCUCAUAAUAGUAGACGUCCAAGAAGACUUCUGUCCUCCAAACGGCACCCUCGCCGUCCCCAACGGCCGCGACAUCAUCCCCCCGAUCAACACCCUCCUCACCCUCCCCUUCCCCCUCAAAAUCGCAACGCAAGACUGGCAUCCCGCAGACCACAUCUCUUUCGCCUCGAACCACGCCAACAAAAAACCCCUCGAAGAUACGAUUGAAGUCGUUAAUCCGCUGGAUACCUCUGAGCGGUAUGACACGCGUCUUUGGCCCGUUCACUGCGUGCAAGGUAGUCCUGGUGCGGAAUUCGCUGAGGGGUUGGAUGUAGAGAGGGUUGGGAGGGUGGUGAAGAAGGGUCAGAAGAGCGAGGUCGAGAUGUAUAGUGCGUUUUAUGAUCCGUUGAGGACGAGGGUUUGUGAUAGUGGGCUUGCGGGGGUGUUGAAGAAAGAGGGGGUAAGUCAUGUGUAUGUGACGGGACUGGCGGGGGAUUAUUGUGUUAAGGCUACGGCGGUAGAUGCUGCUAAGGAGGGGUUUGUCACUUUUGUGGUGGAGGAGGGGGUUAGGUGUGUGGAUCAGAAGGGGUGGGAGGGUGUUAAGGAGGAGCUGGGGGGGAAAGGUGUGAAAGUUGUUGGGAUUGAGGGGGAUGAGGUUGGGUGGGUUAGGGGUUUGAGUGUUUGA